AUGCCGACUCUCACAGAGGCGCUUCAGGGAGCAGACCCAGGACUGCAUGCCCUGAGGACAGCAUCGACGGCAGAGACAGGCACCUCCAAUGACCUGGGUGACAGGCAGCUGGCUGCAGAUGUGGUGGCCGACGAAGCGGUCCUCAAAGCCUUGCGCUCCUCAGGCGCGGUGGAAACUGCGAGCAGCGAGGAGCAGCCGCACGACAUCGCACUUGGUGGCUUCGGGUACUCGGUGGCAUUUGACCCGCUGGACGGCUCCUCCGUCAUCCCCGCCGGCUGGGCCGUGGGCUCCAUCUUUGGCGUCUGGCCCGGGUCGCAGCUGGUUGGCCGACCGGGGUCGGACCAGGUGGCGGCGGCGUAUGCCCUGUAUGGGCCCCGAACACUCCUCGUGGUGGCCAGGGGCCUGGGCGGCUCGUCCCCGGUGUGCCAGGAGUUCACGCUGGGCGAGGGUGGGGCGUGGGCCCUGGCGAGGGACGGCAUCGCCAUCGGGGACGGGGUGCGGACCUUUGCGCCUGCCAACCUGAGGGCGAGCGCCGAGAACGAGGCGUAUGGGGGCCUGGUGAGGCGCUGGCUGGAGGAGCGGUACACGCUGCGGUACAGCGGCGCCCUGGUGCCCGACCUGCACCACGUGAUCACCAGGGGCGGGGGCGUGUUCUGCAACCCCACCUCUGCUGGGGCGAAGCCCAAGCUGCGCCUCCUGUACGAGGUGGCGCCCCUGGCAUACGUCACCGUGGCCGCGGGCGGGGCGGCGACCGACGAGGCGGGGCCCGCCCUCGACAAGGUCAUAGCAGAGCAUGGGGCCAAGGGUCCUGUAUGUCUGGGGGGUAAGGCAGAGGUAGAGGCAUGUCAGGAGGCCAUGCGGUCGUCUGUGGUGUGA
Molecule: messenger RNA, 876 nt
Organism: Auxenochlorella protothecoides
Lineage: Eukaryota; Viridiplantae; Chlorophyta; Trebouxiophyceae; Chlorellales; Chlorellaceae
Product: Sedoheptulose-1,7-bisphosphatase, chloroplastic
Exons: 4
Coding region: 1-876 (291 amino acids)
Biological process (GO): sucrose biosynthetic process; gluconeogenesis; fructose 6-phosphate metabolic process
Cellular component (GO): cytoplasm
Molecular function (GO): fructose 1,6-bisphosphate 1-phosphatase activity
Source: RefSeq, a predicted model, not a curated record